AUGUCCUUCUUCCCCAACCUGGCCGAGCACCUCGACUCGCUGCACGACGCCCUCCCGCCGUCCCUCCAAGCCUACUUCACGCGGCAGAACAUCCAGCUCCUCCUGCGCGUCGUGGUCAUCAUCUCCACGUACACCCUGUUCCGACCUCACUUGGAGUCUCUGUUCCGUAAAGCCACGGGCACGCCGGACCAGAGAGAAGAGGAGAUCAAAGCGCGGGUGGAGCUCGCGAGACAGCAGCGAGACGGAGUGGGGCGAGGUGCUGUGCCACCUGGCGGAGUGGGCGCGGGCGUGGGCGUGGUGGGCGGCCAGCAAGGGACGGUAUACAGGGUUGUUUCGACGCAGGGGCGGGGGGACGGCAAUGCAGCGCCGGCGCAGGGGACUAAAGGGAAGGCAUCAAAGGGAGGCAAGAGGAAGGGCUGA
Molecule: messenger RNA, 420 nt
Organism: Cladophialophora carrionii CBS 160.54
Lineage: Eukaryota; Fungi; Ascomycota; Eurotiomycetes; Chaetothyriales; Herpotrichiellaceae
Exons: 1
Coding region: 1-420 (139 amino acids)
Source: RefSeq, a predicted model, not a curated record